AUGAAGGCUAGGGUGCGCGCGUGUAAGGUGAAGAAUGAAUAUGCUUGCUUGAUCUGCGGCUUGGGCUGUUGCGCGAUUGGGGUGAUGGUGCACGAGAAGCAAAAUUGUGGUUGCUUUGCCGGAGAAGACGAACGAAGUUCUCAAGCACAAGCAAUGUGGCAGAGAGUAAAGAGGCAAGCUGGCAUAAGAUGUGGUCUCGCCGUUUGCCACAUCAAACAAAAGUUAACGGAUUUUGGGUUGGCCAAGCUUUACGAGCAUGGUGCCAAGCCUAGCACCACACGUGUGGUGGGAACGAUGGGGUACCUUGCACCUGAACUCACACGAACGGGGAAACCCACCACCAGUUCUGAUGUUUACGCUUUCGGAGCGUUGUUGUUGGAGGUGGUGUGCGGGAGGAGGCCCAUUGAGGUGAAGGCAUUGCCGGAGGAGCUGGUGCUGGUGGACUGGGUCUGGGAGCGGUGGCGCAUGGGGGCGCCGCUGGCGGUGGUGGACCCCAGGUUGGGUGGGGCGUUUGAUGAGGUGGAAGUUUUGGUAGUGAUUAAAGUGGGGUUGUACUGUUCCGCGGAGGCACCAGAGAAGAGGCCCAGCAUGAGGCAGGUGGUGAGGUAUUUGGAGAGGGAGGUGUAA
This is a messenger RNA of Vigna umbellata (rice bean), 627 nucleotides long. Lineage: Eukaryota; Viridiplantae; Streptophyta; Magnoliopsida; Fabales; Fabaceae. The record is from RefSeq and is a predicted model, not a curated record.